GGGGCUUGAAUUCCCGCCUUCUGUUAGCGAGGGGGUGGGGCGGUGGCUGUGGCCGCUUUACGACACGCGAAAGAGGCCUGCGCUUUACGGCAGGAGUCGGGAGCGGGGGAAGGAGAACGAGGAAAAGGGCACAGGAGCAAGCGAGGGUCGUCCGCUUUCGUCUCCCCCUCGGCGGGGGCGAGCGAAACCAUGGCUAGUACCAUGAUAGCAGUCGGUCUGACAAUAGCUGCUGCUGGAUAUGCAGGUCGUUAUGCAUUACAGGCAAUGAAGCAAAUGGAACCGCAAGUGAAGCAAGCGCUGCAGUCUCUGCCAAAAUCUGCCUUCGGUGGUUAUUACAGAGGAGGAUUUGAACCCAAAAUGACCAAGAGGGAAGCUGCUUUAAUAUUAGGAGUCAGCAGUCCUACAGCUAAUAAAGGAAAAAUCAGAGAAGCUCACAGACGAAUCAUGCUUUUGAAUCACCCUGAUAAAGGUGGAUCUCCAUAUAUUGCAGCCAAAAUCAACGAAGCUAAAGACUUGCUGGAAGGUCAAGCUAAGAAAUGAACACCUUAUCUAUAGAACUGAUCAGCUUGACAAACGAUGGUAUGAAAUCUGCCAUGAGGAACUACUUAAUUUCUUAUCUUCUCAGAACUGGAUCUAAAACCACUUUUGCUCAAGAGAUUCGGAGGGGGGGGGACCUCUGGAAUUUGAUAUAUCCAGACAUACGCCCAUGCAGUCCCCCCCAAAGAAGCUUUCUGAAGUUUUGGACCUACUGAAGGUUAAACAGAUGCUGAUAUCUGAAGCUCAUGCUGCUAUGGUUUGAGAUGUCAUAUAAGAUAAUAGUGAUCUGUGAAUCUGGGUUGAAAUAACCCGAGACCUAUCAUGUCCUGGUUCUUCAGGAAUAAAGUGUAUUAAAUCUUUAUAUUCUUAUACUGAUAAAA
Molecule: messenger RNA, 917 nt
Organism: Heteronotia binoei (common prickly gecko)
Lineage: Eukaryota; Metazoa; Chordata; Lepidosauria; Squamata; Gekkonidae
Gene: DNAJC19
Product: DnaJ heat shock protein family (Hsp40) member C19
Exons: 6
Coding region: 190-540 (116 amino acids)
Biological process (GO): protein import into mitochondrial matrix
Cellular component (GO): PAM complex, Tim23 associated import motor
Molecular function (GO): ATPase activator activity
Source: RefSeq, a predicted model, not a curated record